Molecule: messenger RNA, 1243 nt
Organism: Oxyura jamaicensis (ruddy duck)
Lineage: Eukaryota; Metazoa; Chordata; Aves; Anseriformes; Anatidae
Gene: NSMCE2
Product: NSE2 (MMS21) homolog, SMC5-SMC6 complex SUMO ligase
Exons: 8
Coding region: 259-978 (239 amino acids)
Biological process (GO): protein sumoylation; double-strand break repair via homologous recombination
Cellular component (GO): nucleus; Smc5-Smc6 complex
Molecular function (GO): zinc ion binding; SUMO ligase activity
Source: RefSeq, a predicted model, not a curated record
CGUCAUGUGGAGAGGCGCCGGCUGAUGAGGCGGUUCCGCCGCCUUCCCGGCCCGCCUCGUCAGCUCCUAGCACCGACGGAAGGUUCGGUGGUCGUCCGGGACGCCUCCGGGACCACUCCGGGCUGCGGCGGCUGGCUCUAGCCCUGUUUGGACCUUUUGGUCACUUAUUUUUGAAAGAAACCUGCCUUGCUGCUUGCGCUUGGUUACUUUUUCAGCUCUAGGUUUUGCUUGUGUCUUCCUGAAAGUAACGAUUUCAAGAUGCCAGGGGCUGCAAGAAUUCUGUUCAACUCCGUGGAUUCCUCUCUCUCAUCUCUGAAAAACUGCCAGUCUUACAUAAAUACUGGAAUGGAUAUCACUACUCACGUUGCCCUUGACCUCGUGGAAAGUUUCAAUGAUGUGGAGGAUGUUAACAAUAUGGAAAAGGUCAUGUUAGAAUAUGCUGCAAUGGACAGAGAACUUAAUCAUUAUAUGAAAGCAAUCGAAGAAACGGUAAAUCAGAUAAAACGAGAGAAACCAGAAAAUAUACCAGAUUUAAAAUACUUAGUGAAAGAAAAAUUCACUGCACUGGAAAGCAAGAACAGUGACUCGGAUUUGGAAAAGAAUGACAAAUAUUUGUAUUUUAAGGAUCAACUUAAAGAGAUGAGAAAACAAUUUCGCCUUCAAUCAGAUAGUAAUGAUAAUGAUGCCAUUGAACAAAUCGAUGAAGAUAUAGCUGUGACUCAGAGUCAGGUGAACUUCAUUUGUCCCAUUACACAGGUGGAAAUGAAGAAGCCGGUUCGAAACAAAGUCUGUGGGCAUUCCUAUGAACAAGAUGCCAUUCUAAAAAUUAUCCAGACUCGAAAGCAGCAAAAGAAAAAAGUCCGCUGCCCUAAAAUUGGCUGUAGCCAUGAUGAUGUAAAAGAAUCAGAUCUAGUGCCAGAUGAAGCACUUAAAAGAGCGAUUGACAGUCAGAAUAAACAAAGCUGGUCAGCGCUGUAGAAGUCAGCUGGAUAUGUUGCUGCCACAAAGAAAAUUUGUUAUUAGAGAUCUUGUGAGAUAAGCUGCUGAUUGUAAGCAGGUUGUGUAACCGAUUGUUAUUUAAAGGGUUUCAUUUAUAGGCAAAGUUGAAGGUCUCAGCUGUAACUGGAAGUGCUUUUUUAAACUGCCAAAUAUGAGGAAUUCCAGUGUAGCUUGUUGUUUUCUCACCUUCCUGAAAUUCAAAAAUCUUAUAUUUGAUAAAUAAAAUGUGUUUUUCAUCAUUUAA